AUGAUGGAUAAUCAUUCCGUGAACAACGAAGAGAUGAGUCAAAAUAAUGUUGUCUCCUCCAACAACUCGACGGUGUCGCAGCCGAAGAAGACCCCAGAGAUGAGAAAUCCCAUGGGAUUCGACAUGAGAUGGACUCAAGAGGAACAAACAAUCAUGGAGCAUGGCCUUGCUCGAUAUUCGUCGUCGUCGUUGGACUCGAUGAUUUCACGCUACGCGAGAAUCUCGCUAGAGCUACCGAACAAGACCACCAGGGACGUCGCUAUGCGUUUCAGGUGGAUCAACUCAAGCUCAGCUCACCGAGAUGUGAUCAUCAAUGAUCUUCUUGAACAGAACGAGCAAGUUCUUGAUCAGAUUGCUACGAAUCUCACGCUUCCAACAAACCUCUUGGAAAAUCUGACACUCUUCAGCGAAAGCCGAGAAAACAUCGCGAGACUUGCCAACUGUGUCAACGAGAAUGCGCCGGAGCAGUUGACGCAUAUGCUACCACUGCCGGAGACAUUCAGCGAUGUGGUGUUUGAUUCAAUCCUUCCUUCCUCGGCUCUACCAGAGCUACCAUGA
Molecule: messenger RNA, 558 nt
Organism: Microthlaspi erraticum
Lineage: Eukaryota; Viridiplantae; Streptophyta; Magnoliopsida; Brassicales; Brassicaceae
Source: the annotation of a GenBank genome assembly